Molecule: messenger RNA, 1404 nt
Organism: Arabidopsis arenosa
Lineage: Eukaryota; Viridiplantae; Streptophyta; Magnoliopsida; Brassicales; Brassicaceae
Source: the annotation of a GenBank genome assembly
AUGAAUCGGUGAGGACUUGCCAUUGAGCUCGAGAGACACGGAGGAUGGCGAAUCAGAGUACAGAGACGAAUCAACCGUCGAAUAUGCAGACUUACGGUGUUCCGAUUUACGCCGUCGAUUGGAUUCCGGAGGUAGCUGUCAGAUCUAAAAUCAUAAUGGAUCCGGAGAAAUCCGAAGAUGAUGAUGAGUCUUCGUCGUCGUCGUUGUCUUCUUCUUCCCGGAGCUGCAUCGUUUUGUCCGGCGGAGGCGGAGAGGGAAGAAGCGGAAUCCCUAAUGUUAUCUUAAUAUGUCGUGUUGAUCUAAACACCAAUUCUCUCUCGGAACAACCUUUGGGUAGGCUUGUGGUUGGUACUGAUCUGCCUUAUCGUAUGGCUGUUCAUCCUCGGGAAGGUGGUCUUAUUUCUGCAUUGCCUAAUAGUUGCAGACUGUUUCAUUGGGAAGACAUUAUGAGCCGAGAGGAUAAUCAGGCUGGUGAAGAGUCAGAGGAAGUGAUUAAAGAGUUAAAAGAUGUUGGACAACAGUUGGCUCUGGCUUUUAAUCAGGAGGGGUCUGUUCUCGCUGCUGGUGCGGAGGAUGGGACUUUGAGGGUUUUUGAAUGGCCCAGCAUGAAAACGUUACUUAAUGAGUCUAAGGCACAUUCAUCAGUUAAAAGCCUAACUUUCAGCGAAAGUGGUAAAUUUCUUGUAUCUCUUGACGGUCCAGUUUGUCGGGUUUGGGAUGUGAAUGCUUCUGCUGCCGUUGCCAGUCUAUCAAAAGAGAAGGACGAGAUGUUUGCCUCCUGUAGAUUCUCUGUUGACAGUGCAGGCAAUGAAGUUCUUUACAUUGCUGCAAACACUGAACGUGGUGGGAGUAUUAUAACAUGGGAUUCAAAAUCAUGGAAAAGAAAAUGGUCUAAGCCUAUAAAAAAGAACUCUAUAUCAGCCUUUAAUGUCUCAGCUGAUGGAAAGCUUCUUGCAAUAGGCACCCUUGAAGGAGAUGUUUUAAUACUUGAAUCGACGAGAAUGCAAACUAUCCAAGUCGUCAAGAAAGCGCAUCUCGGUUUGGUCACAGCGCUGACUUUCUCCCCUGAUUCAAGGGGCUUAGUGUCGGUAUCUUUUGACUCAAGGGCAAGGCUGACCAUGAUUGAACAAAAGGGUGACAAACCUGGAAUAAGGUGGUGGCUACUGAUUUUAUUGGUAGUGUUACUAUACGUGGUUGCAUAUUAUUAUAUAAAGGCAAAGGGUAUCAUACCUUAAAAAGGCCUUUAAGCGACACCAGAAGACGAUACAGCGGAGUGGCUUGUAACCAACAUAUUAUACGCUCUUUGAGUUGGCUUUUUACGUUUGUGUUUGGCAAAGUCGCAGGGAUUCUUCACAUCUACCAGAAACUUGCUUGCUUUUAUAUCAAUAAAAAAUGUAAACUAAC